Molecule: messenger RNA, 327 nt
Organism: Fraxinus pennsylvanica
Lineage: Eukaryota; Viridiplantae; Streptophyta; Magnoliopsida; Lamiales; Oleaceae
Source: the annotation of a GenBank genome assembly
AUGCGUACAAUCCAGUGCUACAACUGUAAAGCUUUUGGUCACAUUUCUCAGGAUUGUCAUAAGAAAUACUGUAACUAUUGCAAGAAGCAAGGUCAUCACAUCUAUGUUUGUCCUAUUCGGCCUGAAAAGAAGCAUUCCACUGCCUAUCAUACAUCCAUGGAUGCCUCUAGUUUCACGACUUUGCCUACUGCUUCGCACGGUGUUUUGGCUCCUGCUUCUAUGUCUACUCUCACUCCUGAAAUGGUACAACAAAUUAUCAAUUCUGGUUUCUCUGCUUUUGGCCUCUCAGGAUCCGGUGUCCGGGAAGUUGAUCGCGAAGGGGCCUAA